GAGAAAAAGAGAUCUGCACGCUGAUUGGUCAGUCCUCUCUCUUUAAAGCGCCAUCAGCUGAUUUUUCACCUCUGAUGUUAUUUUUACUGCAACCAGAAGCGCGUGGAUGGUAAUCUUACUCAAAUAACACCUCUGUUGUCAAAACCAGCAGCAGACUGAGAAGGUUGCCAUGGCACCGACUAAGCAUGACCAAAAACCAGAACCAGGAGACCUCAUUGAAAUCUUCAGAGGCGGAUACCAGCACUGGGCUAUUUAUAUUGGUGAUGGUUUUGUGAUUCACCUUGCCCCACCUUCUGAGCAUGCUGAUGCUGGGGCUUACAGUAUGAUGUCAGUACUCUGUGACAAAGCCAUAGUGAAGAAGGAGGAACUCUGGACUGUAGUUGGCAAGGAUGAGUACCGUAUCAACAAUCUUCUGGAUAACAAAUAUGAACCUCGACCUAUCGGACAGAUCAUACGGGAGGCACGGAAGUUUCUGGAAAAGGAACUUCCAUAUUGUGUGGUUAGAGGGAAUUGUGAGCACUUUGUCACAGAGCUAAGAUACGGAAAGCCAGAGUCUCGCCAGGUGCGAGAAGCAGUGCAUAUAGGUGUUGGAGUUGGUAUCAUGGCAAUGGUUGGCAUUGGAGCUUUGGCUUUUGCUUCAGCAAUUUUUGGUUCAAAAGACAAAGAGCAGCAGACAAAACAAAUGAAAAAAUAAACUGAAUUUGGAAGGCUUGACUGUGCUUUCAAUAUCAGUAAUUUUUUCAAUCCAUGUAUUUUAUGGAAAACUUGAAUAUUAAAAAAAUAUAUAUUUCACGAAGUAGAAGUCUUAAAGGUGCAGUGUGUAAAUUUUAGCGGCAUCUAGUGGUAAGGUUGCGAAUUGCAACACUCAAAAAAAAAAUGAUUCAAGCCCUUCUUAGAAAUUACACAUUAAAAUUGUGUUGAAUUAAUUUAAAAUACAUCAUUAAGAGCAGUAAGUAUAUAUAUAUUUAAAUUAGUCUAACACAAAAUGAAUAUGUACUAUAAUUUAUUGAUUUCUUUUUAAUUGUGUUAACACAAUUAGUUUGGGUUCUGGAGAAAGAAUUUCCCAGCAUGUUUUGCAUGCAACUGCUUUUGGAGAGUAAUUUUUUAAAUUAAGUGUCAUUUUAUGCAUUUUUAGGUAAAGAGAAAGACUUAAUGGUGUUUAAUGUCCAUUUAUCUUAUUGAUUUAGAAGCGGUUGUGUUAUAUUUUUUCAAAUUGUUUGGUUACCAUCGUGCAGAAGAGUGGUGCUUGUGGUUAGGUUAAUCAUAUAGUGACAUAUUUCUCUCAAUGAGCACUAACUGUGUUAAUGCCUGUUUGGAGAUCAGUCUUUUCUCACAUGCUCAUCCAAGUAUCAUAUAUGUUAAUAUUAUUAGCAUGCUAACAUGUGCUUAUGCUAAUUUGUAUGAUAUAAUAACGUUUUAUAUAAAAUAACAGAAUUGAGUUAUUCAGACUACACUACAUUGAGUUAUUCAAACUACACUAAAUUGAGUUGAGUCAACUAAUUGAGUAUUGCCAUUUACUUUAAAUUGAGUUGGACUAACUCAAUAUAUUUUUAUUGUGUAAAGCAGUUUUUUAUGAGUUAGGGGUACACAUUCAUAUUGGAUGGAAAUCCUGCCCACAAUUUUAUUGAGUUAAUCCAAUGAAUAAUUUUUUUGAGUGAACCCCUGAUAAUAUAUAGUUUUGCAUCUUAUUUUGCAUUUCUGUCAAGAGAUCCUUCUAAAAAUUACACACUGCACCUUUAAGUUUUAUGAGCACAAAUGGAAAUAUUUAUUAUAAAAUGUAACUGAUUGCCAGAAGGAUUGCAAGAUUGACAAAUCUUGUUUGGUAACAGGGCAAUACUGUAUUUUUCACCAUUGAUAAAUCUUUGUAUGAAGGACGUGUUUUAUAAAUAUUUUAAUACUGCACAUUUCCCUGCUGGCUUUAUUAAUAUACUCUAAUAUGGCUUCUUGUGUGUUUUUCAUGUUGUUUUAUAGUUCUAAUUAAACUGAAGUACCUUUUGUGAUGUGA
Misgurnus anguillicaudatus (oriental weatherfish) is the source of this 2005-nucleotide messenger RNA. Its product is annotated as phospholipase A and acyltransferase 3. Gene Ontology annotation, biological process: N-acylphosphatidylethanolamine metabolic process. The record is from RefSeq and is a predicted model, not a curated record. Gene Ontology annotation, cellular component: cytoplasm. Gene Ontology annotation, molecular function: glycerophospholipid phospholipase A1 activity; A2-type glycerophospholipase activity. Lineage: Eukaryota; Metazoa; Chordata; Actinopteri; Cypriniformes; Cobitidae.